This is a messenger RNA of Penicillium taxi, 828 nucleotides long. RefSeq lists its product as uncharacterized. Gene Ontology annotation, biological process: secondary metabolite biosynthetic process. Bases 1 to 828 code for a protein of 275 amino acids. The transcript has 4 exons. NCBI's taxonomy places the organism in Eukaryota, Fungi, Ascomycota, Eurotiomycetes, Eurotiales, Aspergillaceae. The record is from RefSeq and is a predicted model, not a curated record.
AUGGCCACAUUAACCCCGCUCCUUGAAGUAGAGCGCCUCAGUGCUUUACACUACAAGUCCCAAGGCACCAACACAUACCUUAUCGGGCGGGGGAAGCAGCGUAUCCUCAUAGACACCGGCGAAGGCAAGCCCACGUGGGCAAGUAGAUUGAAAGCAGUGCUUUCCGAGGAACGAGCCACUAUCCACCAGGCGCUGCUCACACACUGGCACCCUGACCAUGUCAACGGAGUCUCGGAUCUGCUUCAAAUUUGCCCAGACGCUCAGAUCUUCAAGAACAAGCCAACUAACGGACAAACGGAAAUCCAAGAUGGGCAGGUAUUCCGCGCCGAGGGCGCCACCUUGACGGCAUUCCAUACUCCGGGCCAUGCAGUGGACCAUAUGGUGUUUAUCUUAGAAGAAGAGAAUUCCAUGUUCACAGGCGAUAAUGUCCUGGGUCAUGGCACAGCAGUGUUCGAAGACCUGAAGGUAUAUAUCCGCAGUUUGCAGCGUAUGCGCGACCGGGUCUCAGGCCGUGGAUAUCCUGGUCAUGGAGCAGUGAUCGAAGAUGCAACAUGCCGAAUUACGGAAUAUAUUGAGCACCGUCAGCAGCGGGAGGAUGAGCUGCUGCGAGUGUUACGAUAUGGAAAGGUAGACGUCUCGGUCGGCGCCACGCCGGAGCGCAAGGGGUGGACGCCAAUGGACCUGGUUAAGCUAAUCUACAAGAAUGUACCUGAGGUUCUGCAUCCCCGCGCAUCGCAUGGGGUACUGCAGGUGUUGAUGAAAUUGGAGGAUGAGGGGCAGAUCGUACAUGAAGAUGGACAGUGGAGUAUUGAGAAGUCGGCAUUAUAG